ACGACACGAGACGAGCGCACAAAGUCGGUCCGUCUGUCAGGCCAUCGAGACGAGCCUGACGCGACGAAGGGGACGGACGGCGGGAGGUGGUGCUGGCGGCCGCGAUGGAGUUUCUGAUAUCUGCACGGGCGCUCGCGAACGCGAUCUGAUCCCAUUUGAAUUGGAUCGAAUUGGAUCGGAUCUGAGAGAGAGAGAGAGAGAGAGAGAGAGAGAGGAGGAGGAGCAGGAGGAGGAGGCGAGGAAGCAAAUCUGGGGCCAUGACGCGGCUCUGGUUCAACUCGAAAGUUCUGUUCGGAGUCGCGGCCGUUUGUUUCGUCCUCGUGCAGGUGAAGCUUUUUUCAUCGCAAAGUCAGUAUGCAGAUCAAAUUGCAACUGCGAUUAAAAACGAAAACGAGUGCACAGCUCGAUCGAGGAAGAUGAUAGAUCAGCUUAGUACAUACCACGGGAAAGUGAUAUCGCUUCAAGAAGAGAAGAACAAAUUGGCACUCAACAACCAAUAUUUGAGCACUGUCAUUGACGAUCUCAAAAGACACGAGAAAGUGGUGAAGCCGUCCCAGGAUGACAACGGGGAAUACAUUGCAGCGGUUGUUAUUAUGGCCUGCAAUCGCCCUGACUACCUGGAGAGAACGAUAAAAUCUGUCUUGAAGUAUCACACUCCGGUUGCAUCGAAGUUCCCUUUAUUUAUAUCUCAGGAUGGAUCAUUCAUAGGGGUGGAAAAUAUGGCCAGAAAUUACCCGGAGUUCCAUUUCAUGCAGCACUUGGACUUUGAACAACCCAAGACGGCCCAUUCUGGAGAACUGAUCGCCUACUAUAAAAUAUCCAGUCACUACAAAUGGGCGCUGUCGCAGCUUUUCGGUACGAGGAAGUAUCGUCGGGUCAUUAUUUUGGAAGAUGACAUGGAGGUAGCCCCAGAUUUCUUUGACUACUUUGAGGCCAUGGCCGAUCUGCUGGACCGGGACAGCUCCCUGCUGGCGGCUUCCUCUUGGAAUGAUAAUGGUCAAAGGCAAUUUGUUCAUGACUCAGAGCUCUUGUACCGUUCAGAUUUUUUUCCUGGUCUUGGGUGGAUGCUCAACAAGAACAUUUGGGAAGAGCUCGCUCCUAAGUGGCCUGCUGCAUAUUGGGAUGAUUGGUUGAGACUGGGCGCGAACCGAAAGGGACGGCAUAUUAUUAGACCUGAAGUAUGCAGGACCUAUAAUUUCGGCGAGCAUGGCUCAAGUAUGGGGCAGUUUUUCAAACAGUACCUCGAGCCAAUCAAGCUGAACGAUAUGCCGGUAAACUGGAAAGCAGCAAACCUUAGUUAUCUGCUUGAGCCCACUUACUCCGCAGAAUUUGGAGCUGCUGUGGCCCGAGCGAUGCCGGUAUCUGCAGACAGGGCUUUGCAGGAAGCUUCGAAAGUGGAUGGAGAUGUUCGGAUUGAGUACAGUAGUCAAUCUGCGUUUGAGCAUCUUGCUGCCCAAUUUGGCGUAUUUCGAGAGUGGAAGGAUGGCGUUCCGAGAACUGCAUACAAAGGAGUAGUUGUUUUCCGAUGGCAAGGUUCAAAGAGAGUGUUCUUUGUUAGCUCCGAAUCUCCACUUAUACAGGACCAAUGAUGGAUUCGAUCAUCCUAAUGUAGGAGUAGCAAGCUAGAAUGCCAACAUUGAUUUUAGUUGUUGGCUCAUGGAUGGCCUAUUUCGUAUCAUGAUCACCUUUACCACAUGUAACUAUAAAAUCAGUAAAAUUCGAGUCUCCU
This is a messenger RNA of Marchantia polymorpha subsp. ruderalis, 1729 nucleotides long. The record is from the annotation of a GenBank genome assembly. Lineage: Eukaryota; Viridiplantae; Streptophyta; Marchantiopsida; Marchantiales; Marchantiaceae.